UCGAGUUUUCAAACCAAAUACAUUUCCACAUCCUUUUGCAGGAUGUUUCUAAUGUAAGAUUAGUCUAAAUGAGACGUUUGUCACAAUUUAAAUGGAGUUUUAUAUUUACAAAUGUGUGUUCUAGCUUUUAUUUAUCUGAACGCUGUGACAAAGAAAGUAACUGUAGCGUAACGUUACUCUUACUGUCAAGUUUUUUAUUUGAAGAAACGUUAAAGAAAGAAUACAGUUGCUUCCAUGAUGGAUCGGGACAGAGCUAGUCCGUCCCCCUCCACCCUGCCGGAGUCCCCUGGUCACAACUCUCCUGGGAGCGCCUUACUGCUGGGUCUGAAGAGGGUGUUUGUGCAGCUGGUCGACUGCAGGAAAACAGCAGGGCAGAGUGGAACUGUGAGAGAAGGACACGAGGAGGGAGAUUUGAUUUCAUCAAGGGACACCCCGUACUAUUGUUCUCUUAGUGGGAGGGGCUUAUCAUCUGGGGAGCCUCAACAUCCUGUUGCUGACGAGACAGAGAAGAGUGUCUCCAGAUCAGAACAUCUCAAGAAACACCAGCAGAGACGUACAGGGAAGAAACCUCACCACUGCUGCUCUGACUGUGGGAAGAGUUUCACAAGCCAGAGUGGCUUCAUUAUUCACUGUGAUCAGUGUGGGAAGAGUUUUGCUGCAUCUAACACCUUCAAAUCUAAUGUAAGAAUUCAUACAGGGGAGAAGCCUUACCCCUGUCUUUAUUGUGGGAAAAGGUUUGUUAGUGCAGGAGCCUUAACUGUACACCAGCGUGUACACACUGGAGAGAAACCUUAUAGCUGUGAUCAGUGUGGAAAGAGCUUCAAUAAGUCAGUCCACCUGACUACACACCAGCUAAUACACACUGGAGUGAAGCCUUAUAGCUGUGAUCAGUGUGGGAAGAGCUUCAAUAAGUCAGUCCACCUGACUACACACCAGCGAACACACACUGGAGAGAAACCUUAUAGCUGUGAUCAGUGUGGGAAUAGCUUUGCUGUAGCUUCCUCCCUGACUAGACACCAGGUAACACACACUGGAGAGAAACCUUACAGCUGUGAUCAGUGUGGGAAGAGCUUUGCUGUAGCUUCCUCCCUAACUAGACACCAGGUAACACACACUGGAGAGAGGACUUAUGUCUGUCUAUGUGGGAAGAGCUUUGCUCUCGCUUCCACCCUGACUGCACACCAGCGAACACACACUGGAGAGAAGCCUUAUAGCUGUGAUCAGUGUGGAAAGAGCUUUGCUGUAUCAGAAAAACUAACUAUACAUCAGCGAACACACACUGGAGAGAAGCCUUAUAGCUGUUAUCAGUGUGGGAAGAGCUUUGCUGUAUCAGAAAAACUAACUAGACACCAGCGAACACACACAGGAGAGAAGCCUUAUAGCUGUGCUGAGUGUUGGAAGAGCUUCAAUCAGUCAGUCCACCUGACAACACACCAACUGACACACACUGGAGAGAAACCUUACAGCUGUGAUCAGUGUGGGAAGAGCUUUGCUGCAGCUUCCACCCUGAAUCGACACCAUCGAACACACACUGGAGAGAAGCCUUACAGAUGUGAUACUUGUGGAAAGAGCUUCAGUCAAUCAGGGAGCCUGAUUUCACACCAGCGAACACACACUAGAGAGAAACCCUAUGUUUGUCUGUGUGGAGAGAUCUUUGCUCAUUCAGGGCCAAUGAGACAACACCAAAAAGCAAAAAUGUGCCGUAUUUCCUCUCCCUCCUAUCUGGCACCGGUUCCAGAUCCAUAAAUAAAGGAUCAAUAGAAAACAUCUAGUGAACAGUCAUAUCCAUCUCCCAUUCUUAAACGGUUGCUUUAGUCUGAUCACCAUGGUAACCUCUGGAGCAUAAUAUACAGCUCUGAUCUAGGAUCAGGUCUCCCCUGUCUAUGUAAUAUUACACAUCUAAAUGGAUAAAUAUCAUAGAUAAAUGUCAGUGAACCCAUGUGCGGGGGCGUGUUGAUAAUUGUAUCUUUUCAUAUACUCAUGAUAUUAUUAAAUGUCAUUAUGUAGAAUUUUUCAACAAUAGGUGUAUAUUCAUGUAUUCAAUUGAUCAAUAAAUUAAAUCCUUUAUCUUCUAAACAAGAAGUUAUCACUUAAACUGUAUAUUUUAUAUAUCUAUAUUGAUUAAGAUAUUCCUAAAACUAAUCAAUAAUACAUUGGAUAAUAAUAUCCAUGAGGUCCAGGUAAGAACUAUGUAUACUGUCUUGUAACAACGGUUAAUGUAAUAACUUUUAGAUUUAUAAUGUAAUAAAAUCGGUAAAUGUAACAUCUUGUUGGUUAAUAUGAUAACUUUUUCCACUUAAUGUAAUAAGUUACGUU
Oncorhynchus masou masou (cherry salmon) is the source of this 2316-nucleotide messenger RNA. Its product is annotated as zinc finger protein 883-like. Lineage: Eukaryota; Metazoa; Chordata; Actinopteri; Salmoniformes; Salmonidae. Bases 235 to 1746 code for a protein of 503 amino acids. Gene Ontology annotation, cellular component: chromatin; transcription regulator complex; PcG protein complex. The record is from RefSeq and is a predicted model, not a curated record. Gene Ontology annotation, biological process: regulation of transcription by RNA polymerase II. The transcript has 3 exons. Gene Ontology annotation, molecular function: DNA-binding transcription factor activity, RNA polymerase II-specific; RNA polymerase II cis-regulatory region sequence-specific DNA binding.